This is a messenger RNA of Larimichthys crocea (large yellow croaker), 5424 nucleotides long. Its product is annotated as AT-rich interactive domain-containing protein 5B. Gene Ontology annotation, biological process: regulation of transcription by RNA polymerase II. The transcript is spliced from 10 exons. The coding region runs from base 285 to 3812 and encodes 1175 amino acids. Gene Ontology annotation, molecular function: transcription cis-regulatory region binding. NCBI's taxonomy places the organism in Eukaryota, Metazoa, Chordata, Actinopteri, Sciaenidae. The record is from RefSeq and is a predicted model, not a curated record. Gene Ontology annotation, cellular component: nucleus.
GGAGCUCUGCGCGGCGGCGUCUUAUUCUAAAAUGAUUCCAUCGGAUGAAAAUCACCAAACAGACCGGCUGCGUGUGAGCGCGGAGGAAGGGACAAAUAUUGGGUGUUAUUUGCGCACAUUUUAUCCGCACCCUGCGUGCGCUGUCCCCGCUUGAUAUUGACGAGGAGCCGCCUCCUCUGUGCGCUCAGCCUGCAGCCUGUCAGGACCGAUCCGCAACCCCAGCGAAGCCGACAAGUUUGGGGAGAAAAAUGUUUGGAGUUUGACGAUCAGUCUGCGGAGACGAGAUGGAGCCCGGCUCACUCACGUGGCUCGGCUCACCUUGCGGUUCGCACGGACCGUAUGUCUUCUACAAAGCUUUCCGCUUUAACCUUGACGGUAAGAAGCGGCUCCUGUCGCUGGGAGAGUUCUUCUUGGUGCGCUGUCAGCCGGACGAGCCGCUCUGCGUCGCCGAGCUGCAGCUGCUCUGGGAGGAGAUGACCAAUCACCAACUCCUGUCCAGCUCCAAACUUUAUUUUCUACCAGAGGACACCCCGCAGGGGCGGAGUGCCAGCCACGGACAGGAUGAGGUGAUAGCAGUGUCUGAGAAGGUUGUGGUUCGACUGGAGGACCUGGUGAAAUGGACAGUAUGGGACCACGAGGCCUGGAACAGAGGAAUGAAAGCCUUACCGCUGAAGAUCAGCUCUAAGAGAAGCAUGACAGACUCCUUCAUCCAUUACCACGACCCAACUCUCAAUGGUGGGCUGCACUUCAAAGAUGUCAUGAAGGAGAAAGCAGCACUAGGUGAGGGCUUAGGCCAGAAGCAAGUGCUGGUCCUGUCCUACCCUCGGUACUGCAGGUACCGCUCGGUUGUGGCCCGGCUACGUGAGCAGCCCAGAUCUCUGCUGACCAAUGAGGUGGUUUUGGCGUUGGGCGGCAUCGCAGUGCCAUCUGAAAACACCCACAUCCUGUACUGUCGAGACACAUUUCGCCACCCCACGCUAUUACACAAUGAGAGCAUAUGUGAUGAAUUUGCUCCCAACCUGAAGGGCCGUCCCCGGAAAAAGAAGCUAUCAAACUAUCUGUAUCGUGACUCACAUGGUCAAAGUCAGGGGUCAGGUCACUGUCAAAAGUCUUCUAAAGAGACUGAAGCAAGAGCAGGAGAAACCACAGUUGAGGUGACAGCAGACAAAGCAGGCGUAACCAAAGUCAAAGACAGCAGGGUCAGUAGUGUAAAUCACAGCACACCGCUAGCACUGCCAGAGGAGAGAAGAAGAAGAGGACGAGGCUUGCAGUACAAAGCAGAGGAGCAGGCCUUCUUGGUGUCUCUGUAUAAAUAUAUGAAGGAGAGGAAGACACCAAUUGAGAGGAUCCCCUACCUGGGCUUCAAACAGAUAAACCUCUGGACCAUGUUCCAAGCUGCUCAGAGCCUGGGAGGGUAUGAACUGAUUACAGCACGUAGACAGUGGAAGAACGUCUAUGAUGAACUCGGAGGAAACCCAGGCAGCACCAGCGCAGCGACCUGCACACGUCGACACUAUGAAAGACUCAUCCUGCCUUAUGAGAGGUUCAUCAGAGGGGAGGAGGACAAGCCGGCCCCCCAGCUCAAACCCGGGAAACUGGAGGCCAGCACAAGCAAAGAAUCAUCCAGCAGUAUCUGUACCCCCAUCCUAAAGACAGAGGCGUGUCCUGAGAAGAGUGACACCCUUGAAAGUAGGGAUCCGGAUCAAAGCAGAUUAGUGUUGGAACAAAAUUCUCAGCUGAAACUUGAGCCUCAAAUCUGCAUAACUCGUUUGGACUCCUUAAAGCCUUUACUUAGUGUCAGAAAAAGACAAAGCCCAACACAGGAUAGUCAGAAUGAUCCAGCAAUCCAGCUGAUGCAGAAGCACAAAGAGGAGGUGAAGAGGAAGAGGAGGUAUAGUGGAUGUGACCCCUCCUACUUGACAACUUGUCCAAUGACAAAGGAUGAAAGCAUGUUACCACUGGCUACUCCAAAGAUCUUUAACCAUGGCCACUCAGCGGUGGACCUCUGGCAGCACCAGCAAGUACCAUUACAGGAUCUGUGCCGUAUUGGGAAACCAAGAAACCUGCAGUCUCCAACAAUCCCAGAACCUCCCAGUGAACAAGCCGAACUACCUAGGACAGAGGACACUUCUUCAGGAUUCACAACUCUCUUUGAGUCCUCUGGGGCUAGCAAGGCGAUCAUGUCUCCACUUGCCAAGAAAAAGCUCUUACUGCAUGUCAGCAGUACUGGAUUACCCAAACAAGGCCACUGUUAUUCCAAUUUUCGCCAGACUCCUCCACUUAUUACCUCUAGUUCAACCAACUGUAUAAUAGAAGAGCCAGCAGAGCGACCAGCUGUAGGCACAGAUUCCUCAGUGGUGGUACUGAGUCGCCCCUCAGUGAUACAGCACGUGCAGAGCUUCAAGACAACAUUCCAAAAAGAUAGAGCAAGACAGGUUAAAGAAAGCACACCUCUUCCUUUAAAUUCUCACAAACAUCAUUUCCAUCUUGUGCCCCCUUCUUACUCUCCCAUACCCCUGCUUUCCCAUCAAAAAGAGUCUAAGUGUCCAUCAACACCUCUGCUCACUCCUAAAAUGCCCAAAUCCCGCUGGACACCUCAGGGCUUCCCUGUUGACCUUUUUUCAUCAGUAUCAUACCUUGAUUAUAGGCACAGGGCAGCCGAGAAAGCUGAUGGGACUGUUAAUGUAGAGUUAGUUUAUGAUGGAUCUAAACAACCCCAAGAGCAAGGAGCUACCCUCCCAAGAGACCCUAAAAGCUUGGUGAGAUUCCUUCAGCCUGAUGAUGAUUCAAAGUACUCCACUCCUACUGAUCAGGGCAAUUCUCCCAAUCCAAGAACAUUACUGUCUGAUGAUCAACCCACAGAUCUAAGUCUCCCGAAGUCCUCUCUAAAACCACUCCACCAUCCCUGCCCUUCUGGUCCCCUCAAGUAUUCCACAAGGUAUCAAGACAGUACCCCAAUUGUCCCUCAGAAUGGACUUACAGAUGUCACCAUUGCACAUUACUUAAGAGCACAGCGAGUUCCCCCACUGAGUGUGUCUCUUGCACACACAUGCAAUCCCAGGCAAGACCCAGCAGCUGAACCCUUUAGAGCCACUGAGGAAGCAGUGGUUGGUACCGUCCACAAUGGAGGAGUGGUAAAGAAACAGAAAGUAGAAGACAAGAAGGUGCAAGAACGAUUGCAAACUGCACUUUACAACAGGAUGACUGAGUCCUUAGGAUCACAGAUGGUACUGCACAAUGCCUGUGUUGCCCAUCCCCUAAAUAAUCUUGGAAAAAGCAUCUCAAAGAGCAGGAGGCAAGCCUUUCCAAAGGAUGUUCUUUCCUCAUCGCCUUCAAAAGAGAUCAAGACACCCAAGGAUGACAGUGUUGUGGGAGAAAGUGCAGAGGAGGCAGAGGGAGGUAAACCUGCCUCUCCCUUCUCCAUACUCAAUCCUGCUUCUCAAAUCUACCCCAAUAUCCUUAACCCUUCAGGAACCCUUGCACUAUAUCAGGUUCAGAACCUGUGCAGGGAUACCUUUAGCAUUCCCCUAAUUAUGGACCAACCGCACUGCUCGAAAUCCCAUCUCCAAAACCCACUCCAAUACUUGAAAACUCAAUCAACUGACUUUGAUUCCUCAUUGGUCCCACCCAUUGCCAUUCAUUCUUCAAUUGCGCAAAGGCAGCUUUUGGUUCAGGCAUCUGCCAGUCCAAUACAUAUCUACCAACAAACAUAUGGGGAUGUUCUUCACCACAAGCUAUAUCCAGUGUCCGUCAAUCCACAUCCCACCUUUAGCCAGGCACCGUCUGUUCACCCAAGUACCAAGCUACCUUAAUACAAAAGGCUGUAGCAACUGACAUUACUUUCCCUUGUGACUCAGGUCUGAUUGUUUCUAAUUACUGUCAAUAUCAAUAAGUGGAUGGAAUCUGAUAUGUCACCAUAGGAAAAGCACCGGUGUAAUAAGACAUUGGAUGAUUGAAUUCUGUUGAACUGAUUAAUUUUCAGGGCCCUAGUAUUGUGCAACUGUAAUGAUGGGUGGACAUGUGACAUGGCACCAAAGCUUGUUUCACCCCUGUGAACCACAAUAUUUCAAUAUAUUCAAUUGGGACUCGUGUCAAAUAAAGAAUACCACAACUAGUGAUGUCCAAAGCUUCAAAUGUCACUAGAGCUGCAGUACAUCCUCCAUUCAGUUUGACAGGUUUGAAUGUUUGGCAGCUAAACUAUGUUUAAGUGAGAUGAACAAUGGUGGGAAAAGAAGAGGAAAAUAACUGAGAACGGUGAUGCCCACUCAUAAGACACAAUUCCUAGAAACAUUUUUGUCUGAUACUAAGUAAGAAGACUCAUGAAAUGUCUCAUAAAUAGUACAGAGUGGGCAAUCAGGACAUAACAUAUAUUACUAUUUUGUGUCAGCAAUGAUAAUAACAUGUAUAUUUUAUAUUUUUACUGUAGCAUAUUGCAAAAGAAUAUGUGCAUUUACUGCAGCACUUCUGAACAGGAGCAUUAGAAGACAGAUUUAAUGAAUAACUUUCUGGUCUUUAAAGUGGGCUGUUGUUGUGUUUUGGCCCCUGACGUGAAGAUGUCAUCGUGCUUGCUGUGUUCAAUGCACCAAAGAAUCAAAUCUUUUUUUCAUCAUGAACAGGGAGAAGGCUUAAAAGCUUCAUAAGGACUAAUCCACCUCAGUCAGCAUACCAGGACAGAGCCAUUAUUGAUGUUACUACUAACAUCUGUGCUUUUCCUACUUUGACAAGACAAAAUAUCUGCUGUGGGAAUGGCCUGUCACCAUUGGUAUAUUUAUAGAUGAUGUGUCUCCAGCAUCUUAACAUGUAAUAACAAAAAGCAAUUCCAUCCAGGAAACUAGCACAACCAGGCAGCUCUUUAAUAUCUUUUCAGAACAAGUCAGGAUAGAGACACCUAACAGCAACUGUCUAGCUUAUCUCACUCUCUCUGAUGAUAAAUCAUCCAAUUCGUUUUGUAUUAUUUCGGGCUAAAGACAGACGGAAAAGGGAGAAAGACAGGUUAGAACUGAACCCAAGCUGUUGCAGUAAUGGCCCGUUUGUGGAGGGGGAGUGUGAUCUAUCAGGUAAGCUACUUGGGCUCCAGAAAUCAUCAGAUUUGACUCCAGUAUUUCAGUGGACAUACUAUUAUAAUGAGACAUAAGAUAUGAUUGCUUGUGUCAAAGACGUACACUUUCUGUUUCAUAACUUGCACAUUCUGUCAUGUUUUGUCAAAGCACAUUUGAAGUCUUUAAUCAGUUUUCUGAAUUUCAUUUUUUUUAAUUAUAUGUAUGUUUAUUAUGUUGUUGGGAGGUAGCCAUCUGCUUAGUUACAGUAGUAGUAGGUUAGUCAGGUUAUUUGCAAACACCUCCUGUAAUGUGUUUUUCUUUUAGCAAACAUUUAUGAGGCGGUCUCGUUGUAUAUACUUAUAAACUCUUCUGACUACUAAAAAAA